Messenger RNA from Acinonyx jubatus (cheetah), 4530 nucleotides. RefSeq names its product non-SMC condensin II complex subunit G2 (gene NCAPG2). The coding region runs from base 779 to 4192 and encodes 1137 amino acids. Gene Ontology annotation, cellular component: nucleus; condensin complex. Gene Ontology annotation, biological process: mitotic sister chromatid segregation. The transcript is spliced from 29 exons. The record is from RefSeq and is a predicted model, not a curated record. NCBI's taxonomy places the organism in Eukaryota, Metazoa, Chordata, Mammalia, Carnivora, Felidae.
AGGGACCGGGAAGCGGCGGGGGUCGGUCAGGUGGAGCCCCCAGUCGCACAGCCUCCGCGUGGGCUCCACGGCCCGGCCGGUGGCUCUGCGGCGGCCCUGGGGCGGCGGGCACCGGGGCCCUGAGCGCGCCGACGCCCCGACUCCGGGGCUGAGUUCACAGAGGACCCCGGCCUUGGACCCAGGCUGCCCGGGAACCUGUCCCCAAGCGUCUGUCGUCGUUCUGACGGGAGUGCUUUGCUCCGGGCGGGGGCUUGUUCGUGGGAGGGCUGGAGCGCAGCCCCACAGGUGGUGACAAGGCGACAGGCGCCUCCUUUGAACGCUCCUCGUAAUUCGGUCCAGGCUCCUGUGUGAAGAGCGCCCUGCCGCCGUGGGGACGGAUAACUGCGUGUGCGAUGACGCCUCAGCCUGCAGGCAGCAUCUGGCCGGACGGGCGCGGACGCGGGCACGAAUAGCUCCCGGGGGGCCCAGCGCCUCGCCCGGCAACGGGCGGCUGUGACUGCGUUGUUUUUGCGGAAUGGCACUUCGGAGAGGCACAGUCUUCAGGAUCUAGCGGCGGGGCUCCGCUUUCAUUCUUUUCCUUCAGUACUUUUAUUGUUCCCAAGGCACUUUCCCCCAUGUUUUCGUGGGAUCAGCCUUUUGUUGAACUGACUCAGACCUGCCUGAGCAUCUUGCUAAGGCACUAAAGGGGGAGGAGGCCAGCCUCCUCGAGCCGUUCGGAUUUCUCUUUCCUUUGUUGGGUUACAGAAUAAAUGCCAUAUGAAAAGCAGUUUCAUCUGUCAUGGAAAAACGAGAGACAUUUGUACAAGCAGUGUCUAAGGAGCUGAUUGGAGAAUUUUUGCAGUUUAUUCAACUUGAUAAAGAUGCUUCUGACCCUUUCAGCCUAAAUGAAUUGCUAGAUGAAUUAUCAAGGAAGCAGAAAGAAGAGUUAUGGCAAAGGCUCAAGAAUUUAUUAACAGAUGUGCUGUUGGAAAGCCCGGUGGCUGGAUGGCGGAUGGUGGAAGUCCAGGGUGAAGACAAUAUGGAAACAGAGCAGGAUUCAAAAAUGAAGAAAAACCUAGAAAUAAUUCAUGCAAUUACAUCUGUGAUUCUUGCAUCUGUAUCUGUAAUAAAUGAAAGUGAGAACUACGAAGACUUAUUGGAAUGUGCAGUCGUGUUAAAUGGUAUUUUAUAUGCGUUACCUGAAUCUGAAAGAAAGCUGCAGAACGCCAUUCAGGAUUUGUGUGUCAUGUGGUGGGAGAAAGGCCUGCCUGCCAAGGAAGAUAUGGGAAAGACUGCUUUUAUCAUGCUAUUAAAGAAGAGUCUGGAGACUAAAACAGGUGUAGACAUAUGUCGGCUUUGGCGUAUUCAUCAAGCUUUGUAUUGCUUUGAUUAUGAUUUAGAGGAAAGUAAAGAAAUUAAAGAUAUGCUGCUUGAGUGUUUCAUAAGUGUUAAGUAUAUCAAGAAAGAAGAGGGAAGAAGAUUUCUUAGUUCUCUCUUCAGUUGGAAUAUACAUUUUAUUAAAAUGAUCCAUGAGACCAUUAAAAACCAGUUACAGGGAUUACCAAAAUCUUUGAUGGUACACAUUGCAGAAAUUUAUUUCAGAGCUUGGAAAAAGGCUUCAGGAAAAAUAUUGGAGACAAUCGAGCACGGGUGCAUCCAGGACUUCAUGCACCAUGGGAUUCACCUCCCGCGCAAGUCUCCAGUGCACUCCAGGGUGCGCGAGGUGCUGAGCUAUUUUCAUCAUCAAAAGAAGGUUCGUCAGGGAGUGGAAGAGAUGCUUUACAGAUUAUAUAAACCCAUCCUUUGGAGAGGACUAAAGGCCCGAAAUUCUGAAGUCCGGUCCAACGCUGCCCUGUUGUUCAUUGAAACAUUUCCUAUCAGAGACCCAAACUUCAAUGCCAUUGAAAUGGAUAGCGAAAUCCAGAAACAGUUUGAAGAACUCUAUAGCCUUUUAGAAGAUCCUUAUCCGAUGGUCCGUUCUACAGGGAUCCUUGGUGUUUGUAAAAUAACUUCCAAAUACUGGGAAAUGAUGCCUCCGACCAUUCUUAUUGAUCUCCUCAAGAAAGUAACUGGGGAAUUGGCAUUUGACACAAGCUCAGCUGACGUGCGCUGUUCUGUCUUUAAGUGUCUGCCAAUAAUUUUGGAUAACAAAUUAAGCCAUCCGUUAUUAGAACAGCUUCUGCCUGCACUAAAAUACAGUCUCCAUGACAAUUCCGAGAAAGUGAGAGUGGCUUUUGUUGAUAUGCUGCUGAAAGUCAAAGCCGUGCGGGCUGCUAAGUUUUGGAAAAUAUGCCCCAUGGAGCAUAUUUUGGUUCGUCUGGAAUCAGAUUCCCGGCCUGUGUCUCGACGCCUGGUGAACCUCAUCUUCAACUCUUUCCUGCCUGUGAACCAGCCCGAGGAGGUAUGGUGCGAGCGCUGCGUCACACUGGUCCAGAUGAACCACGCAGCUGCCAGGAAGUUCUAUCAGCACGCCCACGAGCACACGGCCUGCACUAAUAUAGCAAAGCUGAUUCAUGUGAUUCGCCAUUGCUUGAAUGCCUGCAUCCGGAGGGCAGCACAAGAGGGCCACGAGGGCCACGAGGAGAGGGAGAAGGAGAACGUUCUGGACAAAACACUGUCUGUAAGUGAUGUUGCAUCCAUGGCUGGUUUAUUAGAAAUCGUUGUAAUUCUCUGGAAAAGUAUUCAUAGAAGUAUGGAAAAUAACAAAGAAGCCAGAGUUUACACCAUUAACAAGUUUGCCUCUGUGCUCCCUGAGUACCUGAAAGUCUUUAAGGAUGAUCGCUGCAAGAUUCCUUUAUUUAUGCUCAUGUCCUUUAUGCCAGCCUCUGCUGUGCCCGCCUUCAGCUGUGGUGUGAUUUCCACAUUAAGAAACCAAGAGGAAGGAGGAGCAGACAAGCGCUAUUGUACUUUGUUGGACUGUCUCUGCUCCUGGGGACAAGUGGGACACAUUCUGGAACUCGUUUGUGACUGGCUGCCAGAACAGCCCCAGAGCAAGAGUAACUCAGCAUCUAAACGGAAAGUGCAGAUCCAUGAUACACGCCCUGUAAAACCUGAUUUGGCGCUGGUUUACGUAGAGUAUUUGCUCACCCAUCCAAAGAAUCGACAGUGCUUGCUCUCUGCUCCCCGGAAGAAACUUAACCACCUCUUGAAAGCACUUGAAAUGUCAAAGGCAGAUCUGGAAUCAAUUUUGCAGUCGCCAGGUGGGAAACCUCACAACUUUAAUGAAGCGAUGGCUCUGCGAGCCUUCAGCCUCCACUGCCGGCUGAGUAUUCAUCUUCAGCACAAGUUCUGCUCAGAAGGAAAAGUUUACCUGUCCAUUUUGGAAGACACUGGGUUUUGGUUAGAAAACAAAGUUCUAUCUUUUAUCCAAGAUCAAGAAGAAGAAUAUCUCAAGCUUCACAGGGUUGUUUAUCAGCAGAUUAUCCAGACCUACCUGAUGGUGUGUAAAGACGUUGUGAUGGUCGGCCUUGGCGAUUAUAAGUUUCAGAUACAACUUUUACACUGGAGUCUCGGAAUCAUGCAAACAGUGAAGGGAUUCUUUUAUGUGUCAUUACUUCUUGGCAUUCUAAAAGAGGUAACUGGAAGUUCCUUGAUACAGAAACCAGAUUCAGAUGAAGAAGCUGUGACGCUGUUCGAUACGGUCCAGAAAGUAUUUCAGAAAAUGUUGGAAUGUAUGGCACGGAGCUUCAGGAAGCAGCCGGAAGAAGGCCUACGGCUUCUUUACUCAGUUCAGACCCCUCUUCAUGAAUUUCUAAUGACCGUUCAGUCUUGGCAUGCGGACACGCCCGUGCACCGGGGCGUACUUUCCACUGUGAUCGCUGCAUCUGUGGUGGAGAUAAGUCACCGACUACGCAAGGUUUCUGAUGUAGAAGAGCUCACCCCGCCCGAGGGUCUUUCAGACCUUCCGCCAUUUUCAAGGUGUUUAAUAGGAAUAAUAAUGAAGUCUCCGAUUGUAAUCAGGUCAUUUUUAGAUGAAUUACAGGCGUGUGUUACUUCUGAUGAUAUUGAAGGCAUUGUGUGUCUCACAGCUGUUAUGCAUAUUAUUUUGGUUAUUAACAAAGGUAAACAGAGAAGUUCAAGAGUGAAGGAUGUUGCAGCCACUGUUCACAGAAAACUGAAGACGUUUAUGGAGAUCACCCUGGAUGAGGACAGCACGGAGAGGUUUCUCUAUGAAUCGUCAUCGAGGACUUUGGGAGCACUUCUGAAUUCAUAACCAACCUAACAUCUUUGGUCGGGUGAGAACAGAGGAAAAGGACUUCGUGAAAAUGAACUGAAUGUGUAUUUUCCUAGUGUUUCUAAUGUUGAUAAUCUGUGUCAUAGGAGUGGGACUUACUUGGGGAGUUAGAAGUAGGAAAUUCAAAGGUUCUUAGGUUUUUGCCUGGUGCCUGCAUGAAUAAUAUAUUUAACGUAAAGGACUCUAGGUAUUAGUGGUGUGGAAACCCGUGGCGCAAAGGGGGAAAAACACUUUUCUAGCAAACUUGGUUGUUUUAAAAAUGACUUUUGUAUAUAUAAUAUUGCUUGAGACUAUGACUAAUAAAAGCAAUGACAACA